This is a messenger RNA of Encephalitozoon cuniculi GB-M1, 654 nucleotides long. RefSeq lists its product as uncharacterized. Lineage: Eukaryota; Fungi; Microsporidia; Unikaryonidae. The coding region runs from base 1 to 654 and encodes 217 amino acids. The transcript has a single exon. The record is from RefSeq and is marked provisional.
AUGGACUUUCUAUCUGAGGAUGGGGAUGUCAAAGGGUUGUUUGACGAGAGGGUCCGGAUUCACAGGAGAGACGUGCUUUCGAACAUCACGAACAAGUUGGGAGAAGUGCCUGGACCCCACGGGCAGGAAUCAGGCGCCUCGGAUGCGGGGACUAGUGGAGGAAAAGAGAUUGUGGUACAGACCGUGUCCAAGGAUGUGACGGGGCCUAGAGGCGAGGGCAGAGGCAAGGUUGUUUUCAAGGACUUUAUUGGAGACUCAGGCGAGGAGGCAAGGGCUGCAAAAUUUGAGGAUGGAGAAGAUGGCAAGGCUGCCAUGCUCUCUAGGAUUCAGAAGGAAUUUGAAGAGCUGAAGGAGGCGCACAAAAAGACACUAAGGGCCCGGGGGAAGCUAAUAAGAGCAAUGGAAAAGGAGGUGUCUGAGAUGAAGCAGAAGAUGGAGUCCAGGAAGAAGGCGGAGGAAGAGAGUCUCAGAAGACAGUAUGAUGAAAAGCUUCAGAAAAGAAAGGAGAUGUAUAAAAAGAUCUGCAAGGAAAGGAUCCUUGAAUACAAAAGAAGGCUUGACGAGGCCUAUAGAGCAAAGGCCUUGGAGCUCAGGAAGAGGUGCGAAGCGCUGAAAAGGAUAAAAGAGCUGCACAAGGGGAGGCAGCCAAGGUAG